Messenger RNA from Lytechinus variegatus (green sea urchin), 1533 nucleotides. Its product is annotated as glutenin, high molecular weight subunit DX5-like. The transcript has 5 exons. Lineage: Eukaryota; Metazoa; Echinodermata; Echinoidea; Temnopleuroida; Toxopneustidae. The record is from RefSeq and is a predicted model, not a curated record. The coding region runs from base 339 to 1418 and encodes 359 amino acids.
GUCGCGUCGGUCAAGCGCCUAAACCAGUGCAGCCGACCGAACAUGACGCCGUGAGGAAAGUUUCCUGAAACUUUUUGAUAGAUUUCUAGCAACUUAACGGUCGAGGUGUUGUUGCUGCAAAGGACAUAACACAAGGUCAAUUUCUAGCAGAAUAUCAAGGAGAACUAAUUAGUGAAACUGAACUAGAAAACAGGGAAGAGCAGGCAGAAAGUGUAUUUCGGUACACUUUCUCUUGGAGAGGAAAAAAUCUUUGUGUGGAUGCCACAGAUGAACCAACUACCAGAAGUCUCGGGAGGCUGUUCAACCAUGGUUACAGUGAAUCUGAAAGGAACUGCAGAAUGAAAUUAAUUGCAUUCAGUAAUAAACCCCACCUGUGCCUAUUUAGUACAUGGAAUAUUCUAUCUGGUACUGAGCUCCUAUAUGAUUAUGGAAUCAAGAAGGGAGAAGAGCCAUGGAAGCAGGAGCCCCAGCAUGGCAAAUCCUCGCAGCAGCCACAGCCUUGCACAUCCUCAAAGGAGUGCCAGCCUUGCCACUCCUCAAAACAGCCCCAGCCUUGCCAAUCCUUACCGGAGCCCUGGUUUUGCCCAUCCCCAAAGAAUACCCUGCCUUGCCAACCACAACAGCCACAGGCUGGCCCAUCCUUACAGGAACCCCAGCCUGUCCAAUCCACACAGCAGCCACAGCCUGGUCAAUCCUCACAAGAGCCACAGCCUGGUCAAUCCUCACAAGAGCCAGAGCCUGGUCAAUCCUCACAGCAGCCACAGCCUGGUCAAUCCUCACAGCAGCCCCAGCCUGGUCAAUCCUCACAGCAGCCUCAGCCUGGUCAAUCCUCACAACGGCCCCAGCCUGGUCGAUCCUCACAACAGCCACAGCGUGGUCAAUCCUCACAACAGCCCCAGCCUGGUCAAUCCUCAGAACAGCCACAGCAUGGCUCGUCCUCACAGCAGCCCCAGCGUGGUCAAUCCUCAAAACAGAUAAACGCCUGGUCAAUCCUCACAACAGCCACAGCCUUGCCAAUCCUUACUGGAGCCCCGGUUUUGCCCAUUCCAAAAGAAUACCCUGCCUUGCCAACCACAACAGCCCCAGCCUGGUCAAUCCUUACAGGAACCCCAGCCUGUCCAAUCCACACAGCAGCCACAGCCUGGUCAAUCCUCACAGCAGCCAGAGCCUGGUCAAUCCUCACAAGAGCCAGAGCCUGGUCAAUCCUCACAGCAGCCCCAGCCUGGUCAAUCCUCACAACAGCCACAGCGUGGUCAAUCCUCACAACAGCCCCAGCCUGGUCAAUCCUCAGAACAGCCACAGCAUGGCUCGUCCUCACAGCAGCCCCAGCGUGGUCAAUCCUCAAAACAGCCAACACCUGGUCAAUCCUCACACUCCACCAUUUUUCAUCUGAUUUCAAUUCCGCUUGCUUUAUGUGAUAGCACUAGGUGAUGGCUACAAUACUUCUUCACAGAAUUUUGACCUUUGACCUUGAUUUUUGACCUAUAUUGUUAAUUGGCUACAAAAUGCUACUCCUUCGCCAUUUUUCAUCCG